Procambarus clarkii (red swamp crayfish) is the source of this 1362-nucleotide messenger RNA. It is a transcript of the gene HINT1, whose product is annotated as histidine triad nucleotide binding protein 1. Gene Ontology annotation, molecular function: hydrolase activity. The record is from RefSeq and is a predicted model, not a curated record. Gene Ontology annotation, cellular component: cytoplasm; nucleus. Gene Ontology annotation, biological process: purine ribonucleotide catabolic process. NCBI's taxonomy places the organism in Eukaryota, Metazoa, Arthropoda, Malacostraca, Decapoda, Cambaridae.
CUGAUGUCCGUGACGUCACGGUUAGUGUGACGUCACUUGUCAUCAUGGCGGAGGAGGAGAAGGCGCAGACGGCCGCUCCUGGAGGAGACACCAUCUUUGCCAAGAUUAUCCGCGGUGACAUUCCCACCAAAUUCAUAUACGAGGACGACCAGUGUGUAGCGUUCCAUGAUGUGUCGCCGCAAGCACCAGUCCAUUUCUUGGUGAUACCUCGCAAGCCUGUAGCCAUGUUGUCUGAUGCUGAAGAUUCAGAUGAGCAGCUGCUGGGCCACAUGAUGAUAGUGGCACGCAAGGUGGCCAAGGAGCAGGGAUUGGACAAGGGGUUCCGUCUGGUGGUGAACAACGGCCAACACGGGGCUCAGAGUGUUUACCACCUCCACCUACAUGUAAUGGGUGGCCGACAAAUGCACUGGCCUCCUGGCUAAGUGGAUAAUGCAUCACAUUCCAUUGACUUGCUACAACUGGGGAAUAACAGCAGCAUCACCCAAGCUGUUUUUUACUGUCUGCAAUCUCCCAUGAUUGUUGGCUUAGUUAAUGGUUAAAAAUGCUUGAGGCAGUCAGAUGCUUGUAUGUCCACAUUGUGUUCCUGACUAAAGUUUAAUGUUUUGUUUGAUGGUGAAUGUAAGUGGAUACAUUUAUUUAUAUUUGCCACUUGAAUCAUUGGAAUCCUCUCAAGUUUGAAGAGAAAUUCAAUUGUUAAAGUUUAUGUAUUAGAUUAAGCUUGACAUAAUUGAAAUUGAAGUAAAUUUUGUACUAUGUUGAAAUUCAUACUUAUUGUUCUAGUUCACAUUUAUGAGAUAGAAAUACUGUACUUGAAUGCUUCAGAAAUUAGUUCAACUAUCCCUCAUAUAAUUAUAAAUAGGAUUCAUGCUGCCUUAAUAUACAAGUUGCACAAUACAGUAUGUUGAACUGUCAUGAUAGUUUCCAUCCCAGAAUGAAGGUUUCAUCUUGGUAAUUCAUAAUGAAAAUAAAUUGGACCUUUAGAUUGUUUGUGCAUUUUGAGUAUUCCAUCGUUUUAAUUUCUUUGCCACUGUCUCAUUGUCCUUAAAACAAUUGCUGUUAUGUACUUGAUCUAUUUGAAGUCAGCAUUAUUUUAACUCCUAGGUGACUUCUUAUCUUGAAGCAUUUUAAUUCAUCCAGUGUGAAUAUGGUUUAAAUCAUAUUUUGAUUUUCCACUAUAAGAACUUUAUGAAAUUAAUUUUUCCUUAUAAAUUCCUAUAAUCACCAAGAUUUGAUCUCUUGCUAUUAUUACUUAAGGUACAGUAUAUCUUAUCAUAUAUAACAACUCUUUAAUUAGAAAAGUUGUGAAGCAAAUGACAUCAUUGUGCCUCAAAAUAUUUAUUAAAAAUGUUACGUUUGAGACCA